Zygosaccharomyces rouxii is the source of this 213-nucleotide messenger RNA. It is a transcript of the gene MRPL39, whose product is annotated as mitochondrial 54S ribosomal protein bL33m. Bases 1 to 213 code for a protein of 70 amino acids. Gene Ontology annotation, cellular component: mitochondrion. Gene Ontology annotation, biological process: translation. NCBI's taxonomy places the organism in Eukaryota, Fungi, Ascomycota, Saccharomycetes, Saccharomycetales, Saccharomycetaceae. The transcript has a single exon. The record is from RefSeq and is a predicted model, not a curated record.
AUGGCCAAGACUAAAUCAAAGAAUACCGUUGUCAAAUUGAUCUCAACGGCAGCUACUGGCUACUUUCGUCACAUUUCUGUGGUUAGAGGUGCACCACUGGUCAAUCAGGUAAGAUACGAUCCAGUUGCACAACGACACGUUCUGUUCAAGGAAAGCAAGAAGAGGAAAGUUGCUGAAAGGAAACCAUUGGACUUCUUAAGAACAUCUAAAUGA